Molecule: messenger RNA, 396 nt
Organism: Cordyceps fumosorosea ARSEF 2679
Lineage: Eukaryota; Fungi; Ascomycota; Sordariomycetes; Hypocreales; Cordycipitaceae
Exons: 2
Coding region: 1-396 (131 amino acids)
Source: RefSeq, a predicted model, not a curated record
AUGCACCUGCCCAGCACCCAGCAGCUCCUCGCCAGCGGCCUCGCCCUGACCAACGUCCUCUCCGGUGGCGACUCUGUCUCCAAGGGCAAGGUCCUCGACUACGCGGUGGAGAAGUGCGUCGACGCCGAUGGCAACGUCCGCUGCUCCAAGCCCUUCGCCGUGUCCAAGGACGGCUGCUACCACCUCGCGUGGACGACCGACGGCACGCUGUCGCACACCACGAUCGAGGUGCGCGACGCCGGCUCGGGCGAGAUGGUGUACUACCGCGACACCGACGGCGACUGGAAGCCCGAGAAGAACGAGCUCGUCUACCUCGACUUCAAGCCCAAGAUCUGGAAGACGGGCAACGACACGGUCGAGUACGAGGUGACGAGCUGCGCGAACAAUGAGCUGUAG